Aedes aegypti (yellow fever mosquito) is the source of this 941-nucleotide messenger RNA. It is a transcript of the gene Grx3, whose product is annotated as glutaredoxin 3. The coding region runs from base 142 to 795 and encodes 217 amino acids. The transcript is spliced from 3 exons. Lineage: Eukaryota; Metazoa; Arthropoda; Insecta; Diptera; Culicidae. The record is from RefSeq and is a predicted model, not a curated record.
UGUCAGGUUUGUGUGUGUCAAAAGCCCGACUUCGAUUCCUCAAUCUACCUCGGAAAUUUUCCAUUUGCUGCCUCCGGUGCUUUCCUUAUUUUUCCCCUUUUGAUUAAGUUACAAUUCGUGAAGAUAGGAACUACCAGCAGCAUGGCCGUAACGAAUGUGACCAGUGUUGAUCAGUACAAUAAGUUAAUAGGGUCAUCGUCGGUUACGGUGGCUCUAUUUUCCGCCGAAUGGGCCGACCAGUGCAAACAGAUUCUUGCGGUUAUGUCCGAGAUGGCCAAGCAAGCGACCUUCAGCGGACUUCAGUUUUUGGACGUUCCCGCGGAGGAUUUGUCGGAGGUAUCGCUAAAACACCAAAUCGACGCCGUUCCGACGGUUAUCUUCUUCAAAGGCGGUAAGGCAGUGGACAGAAUUGACGGAGUAGACAUUGCCUCAUUGACGGCCAAGUGUCGGAAACUGGCCGGCGCCGGAGGAGAUAGCACAGGAAGCGGUGGCAGUUUGGAAGAUCGGCUCAAGGCACUAAUAAAUCGCGCCAACGUUAUGAUAUUCAUGAAGGGCGAUCGGAACACGCCUCGAUGUGGAUUCUCGAAACAGCUGAUAGCCAUCAUUAAUGAGACCGGGGUGCAGUACGACACAUUCGACAUUCUGACCGAUGAAGAGGUACGACAGGGCCUAAAAACCUACUCGGAUUGGCCAACCUACCCACAGGUCUACGUCAAAGGUGAACUGAUCGGAGGGCUCGAUAUCAUCAAGGAAUUGUUGGCCGCCGGGGAACUGAACGCCACCCUCAAUGCCUGAGAAACCGAGAACGACGUGUGUCGUAAGUAUUUCUAACCGCGGGCAACGCAAGAGUGAGGACGAUACUUUUGUCUAUCCAGAAAGUGUUCUGCUUCAUACUGAUACAAAAAUGACUUGCAAAAAUUAGGGCAGAGUUGUAACAUGAA